Molecule: messenger RNA, 1543 nt
Organism: Alosa sapidissima (American shad)
Lineage: Eukaryota; Metazoa; Chordata; Actinopteri; Clupeiformes; Clupeidae
Product: cytochrome P450 2J2-like
Exons: 9
Coding region: 41-1534 (497 amino acids)
Biological process (GO): xenobiotic metabolic process
Cellular component (GO): intracellular membrane-bounded organelle; cytoplasm
Molecular function (GO): oxidoreductase activity, acting on paired donors, with incorporation or reduction of molecular oxygen, reduced flavin or flavoprotein as one donor, and incorporation of one atom of oxygen; heme binding; iron ion binding
Source: RefSeq, a predicted model, not a curated record
UCCAGGGCAAAGAGCAACACAGAUCUCUCAGGUCAGCAAAAUGACAGCAAUAUUUCAUAUUUUUGAACUGUUUGACAUCAAGAGUUUUUUGCUUUUUCUCUCUAUUUUCCUACUACUGUUUGACUACAUCAAAACCAAACGACCUAAGAAUUUUCCUCCUGGACCGUGGUCAUUGCCUUUUAUUGGAGACUUGCAUCACAUUGACUUCAAGCAAUUCCACCUACAGUGUUCCACGUUUGCUGAAAAAUAUGGCCCCCUUUUCAGUAUUCGAUUUUUUGGACCAAGGAUUGUUAUUAUCAAUGGACAUAAGCUAGUGAAAGAAGCAUAUGUCCUCCAAGGAGAAAACUUUGUUGAUCGGCCAUCCUUACCUAUAUUUGCUGAUGUUUUGGGAGACAAAGGGGUGGUUGGGUCUAACGGAUAUGCUUGGAAACAGCAGAGAAGGUUUGCUCUUCACACCCUGAGAAACUUUGGAUUAGGAAAGAGAAGUCUUGAACCCUCCAUUUUUCAAGAAUGUAGAUAUCUAAAUGAAGCGUUUAUUGAUGAGCAAGGUAAAGUCUUUGACCCACAAUGGCUCAUUAACAAUGCUGUGUCUAACAUCAUUUGUGUGCUGGUGUUCGGGGACCGUUUUGAGUACUCCAACAGCGAAUUCCAGUCUCUCCUGAAGAACAUCAAUGAGGUUGUCUACCUAGAGGGAGGAGUUUGGGCCCAGAUGUACAACAUGUUCCCAUGGCUACUGCGUAGAGUGCCUGGCCCACAUAGGAAAAUAUUUUCUCUUUGGGAUGAAGUGAUUGCCUUUGUAAGGAAAAUAAUUGAGGACCACCUAGCAACCUAUGAUCCCUCAAACCAUAGGGACUACAUUGAUUGUUUCCUUGGAGAAAUGGAAAAGUGGAAGGAUGAUGAAGCAGCAGGCUUUAAUUUGGAGAACUUGUGCUUCUGCACUAUGGACCUGUUUGUAGCAGGAACUGAGACCACAUCUACUACCUUGUACUGGGGGCUCCUCUACAUGAUCAAAUAUCCUGAGAUACAGCGAAAAGUGCAAGAGGAGAUCGACCACGUGGUUGGACCCUCUCGUCAGCCCUCCUUGUCUGACAGGGAGAGAAUGCCUUACACUGAUGCUGUGAUCCACGAAACCCAGAGAUUUGGAAACAUCUUGCCUUUAAACGUGGGCAGAUCUGCUACCAAAGACACCCAAGUUGGCGACUACAUCAUUCCCAAGGGCACAAUGGUUGCGGGCAAUCUGACAUCUGUUCUGUUUGAUGAGACGGAAUGGGAGACUCCUCACACCUUCGACCCAGGUCACUUCCUGGAUACAGAGGGGAAGUUCAGGAGGAGGGAGGCCUUCUUGCCUUUCUCUAUGGGGAAGAGAGUGUGCCUGGGAGAGCAGCUGGCCAAAAUGGAGCUGUUCCUGUUCUUCACCUCGCUCCUCCAACGGUUCUCCUUCUCAGCACCAGAGGGAGUAGAACCCAGUCUGGAUUUUCGACUCGGAGCCACUCACAGCCCCCAGCCCUAUCGUCUCUGUGCUGUUCCUCGUUGAGAUGAUCAA